This is a messenger RNA of Scleropages formosus (Asian bonytongue), 7349 nucleotides long. It is a transcript of the gene clcn6, whose product is annotated as chloride channel 6. The transcript has 23 exons. The record is from RefSeq and is a predicted model, not a curated record. Lineage: Eukaryota; Metazoa; Chordata; Actinopteri; Osteoglossiformes; Osteoglossidae. The coding region runs from base 24 to 2618 and encodes 864 amino acids. Gene Ontology annotation, cellular component: lysosomal membrane; intracellular membrane-bounded organelle. Gene Ontology annotation, biological process: chloride transport; transmembrane transport. Gene Ontology annotation, molecular function: voltage-gated chloride channel activity.
AGCGCGCGGCCGGGGCGGGGAAGAUGGCGUGCUGCGGGAGCUGCGUGUGCUGCCCGUGCUGCUGCAGGGACGGCGAGAGCCGCACGCCGGAGGAGCUGACGAUUCUUGGAGAAACACGUGAACCUGAGGAUGAGAUCCUUCCAAGGAAAGAUUAUGAGAGUUUGGAUUAUGACAGAUGCAUCAAUGAGCCACACAUCGAGGUUCUGGAGGGAAUUGACAAUAAGAAAGCAAAAAAGUAUGAAGCCAUUAAGUGGAUACUGGUGUUCGCCAUCGGGGUUUCGACUGGAAUGGUCGGCCUUUUCGUGGACUUUUUCGUCCGACUCUUCAAUCAGCUGAAGUUUAAUGUGGUUGGAAAAUCGGUGGAGGAGUGCAGUGAGAAGGGAUGCCUCGCUCUGUCCCUGCUGGAGCUGCUGGCCUUCAACAUGACCUUCGUCUUCAUCGCCAGCCUGUUGGUCCUGAUUGAGCCUGUGGCCGGAGGCUCGGGUAUCCCGGAGAUCAAGAGUUACCUGAACGGGGUGAAGAUUCCCGGCAUCGUCCGCCUACGUACCUUUCUCUGCAAAGCCAUCGGGGUUCUGUUCGCUGUGUCUGGAGGUCUCUUUGUGGGGAAGGAGGGACCGAUGAUACACAGCGGCGCCAUUGUGGGAGCGGGUCUCCCUCAGUUUCAGAGCAUCACUUUUCGGAAAAUCCAUUUUAACUUCCCUUAUUUCCGGAGUGACAGGGACAAAAGGGACUUUGUGUCUGCGGGGGCAGCGGCGGGUGUGGCGGCGGCGUUUGGGGCACCCAUCGGCGGGACGCUCUUCAGCCUGGAGGAGGGCUCCUCCUUCUGGAACCAGGCACUCACGUGGAAAGUGCUCUUCUGCUCCAUGUCGGCCACCUUCACCCUGAACUUCUUCCGUUCGGGCAUCAACUUCAACAAGUGGGGGUCCUUCCAGCUGCCGGGGCUGCUCAACUUCGGCGAGUUCAAGUGCUCGAACGGGGACAAGAACUGCCACCUGUGGACAGCAGUGGACCUGGCCUUCUUCGUGGCCAUGGGUUUUGUGGGCGGCCUCCUGGGGGCGCUCUUCAACUGCUUGAACAAGAGGCUGUCCAAGUACCGCAUGAGGAACGUGCACCCCAAGGCCAAGUUCAUGAGGGUGCUGGAAAGCUUGCUGGUUUCCAUGGUGACCACGGUGGUGAUAUUCGUGGCUUCCAUGACGCUGGGGGAGUGCCGCGACCUGUCCUCGCCGACCUCCAACAACACCACGAGCACACAGGUAUCUGGCAAUGAGAUGGUGAACUCCACUAUAAAGCAGUUCUUCUGUCCUAACAAGACCUACAACGACAUGGCGACGCUUUUCUUCAACCCCCAGGAAGUGGCCAUAAACCAGCUCUUCCACCAGGACGGCACCUUCAGCCCGGUGACUCUGACCAUCUUCUUCACGCUCUACUUCCUGCUCGCCUGCUGGACGUACGGGGUGUCUGUGCCCAGCGGCCUCUUCGUACCUUCGCUCCUGUGCGGCGCCGCCUUCGGGCGUCUGGUCGCCAACGUGCUCAAGAUAAACAUCGGGAUGGACAUAUACUCAGGGACGUUUGCUCUAAUUGGAGCCGCCGCCUUCCUCGGGGGUGUGGUCCGCAUGACCAUCAGCCUCACCGUCAUCCUCAUCGAGUCGACCAAUGAAAUCACGUACGGGCUGCCCAUCAUGGUAACACUCAUGGUGGCCAAGUGGACCGGGGACUUCUUCAACAAGGGCAUCUAUGACAUUCACAUCAAGCUGCGAGGCGUGCCCCUGCUUGAGUGGGAGACGGAGGUGGAGAUGGACAAGCUGACGGCCAGCGAUAUCAUGGAGCCCAACUUGACCUACGUGUACCCCCACACCCGCAUCCAGUCGCUGGUGAGCAUCCUGAGGACCACCGUGCACCACGCCUUCCCGGUGGUCACAGAGAACCGCGACAAUGAGAAGGAGUUCAUGAAGGGCAACAUCCUCAUCAGCAACAACAUCCGGUUCAAGAAAAGCAGCGUGUUGACCCGGGCCGGGGAGCAGCGGCGCCGCUGCCAGUCUAUGAAGUCGUAUCCGUCCAGCGAGCUGCGCAACGUCUGUGACGAGCAGUUGGGGGGGCAGCCUGCCGGGGACAACCAGGACAUCCUGGAGCAGAUGCUGGAGAGAAGACACACGCCGUACCCCAGCCUGUACCCAGUGGAGUCACCCAGCGAGGACUGGACGAUGGAGGAGCGCUUCCGACCUCUGACCUUCCACGGCCUGGUCCUGAGGUCACAGUUGGUCACCCUGCUGAUCCGUGGCGUGUGCUAUGCCGAGAACCAGUCGAGUGCAUCUCAGCCGCGGCUGUCGUACGCCGAGAUGACUGAGGACUAUCCCCGCUUUCCGGACAUUCACGACCUGGACCUGACGCUGCUGAGCCCCCGCAUGAUCGUCGACGUGACCCCUUACAUGAACCCGUCUCCCUACACCGUGUCCCCAAAUACACACGUGUCCCAGGUGUUCAACCUGUUUAGGACCAUGGGGCUCAGACACCUCCCGGUGGUCAACGCGGUCGGAGAGAUCGUGGGGAUAAUCACCAGGCACAAUCUGACCCACGAGUUCCUGGUGGCGAAGCUCAGGCAGCACUACAUCACCAUGUAGAGGGGGGCGCCGUCACAUAUGGGAGUGCUCCUCGUCCGGAGCGGGGGGGGGCGCGACCGAGGAGGAGGGGGGGAGUCGGACCUCCUUCUUCUUCCAGAACCUCGGUCAUUCCCACUGCGAGUCCAACCCCCUGACGCUCCAGGACGGUACCGACCACUCGGCGCGUCGUCAUGGCGAUUUCCUCGGCAAGAGAGCCAGACUGAUGUUAUGUGUAACUUUCACUUUUGCUGGUUUUAAACUGUGUCCCAGACUCGGCCCCCCAACUAGGAGCCCUGAAACGCGAGCGGCGUCCCGCCUCGUACCCGUGUCCGCCGUCCAGUCUGCUUCACCAUCACCGUGCUUCCAUCGGGCGCUUUUACCGCGCGCUUCCGUUUCUUUCUCUAUUCCUCUUAUUGAUGUUUGCACUCAAGCUAUUUUAACAAGCAACUUGUCUCACCACGGUUUAUUAAUGACCUUUUUUUUCCUGCAAAUAUUACUAGACACUUUUUAGGACCACAGAGAGAGCAGUCAGAAGCAACAAAGACAUGGGCAUUACGCUUAGUGAUGGCCAGCGUGUUUUUUCAUUUACAGGGAAUUAUAGCCCUCAUUAUUAUUGUCAUUUAUUAUUAUUAUUAUUAUUAUUUAUAAUAAUUUAGCUGUUUGACUAACUCCUUUGUGCAGCGCAACAUACAGGGAUAGAUAGACCCAGAUACCCCUUAGAAGAUGUAGAAUAUUGGUCAUAUUUAAUUUUUAACAUAUUAGCGUUUAAUUAAUGUUCAGGGAAGAGAUGCGCAGACGCAGCUGUCAAUGUUCCGCUGCUUUUCCGCCGAAAUAAUUCUGCUUUCUCUGCGCGUCAUGAGUUUUCUGAUCAGCGCCGCUGGCGAUGUCGCUCACUUGACACCCCCCUCCGCGAGGUGGACGGGCGACGCGUGCGGUAAUGCAGGAGGAGAGAUUAUUCUAGAUCAUUCUAACCAAUUGCACUGUACAGACGGCACAUGUUUAAAGAUCAAACAUUCCUCUUCAUGUAGUUGUGGUGUUUUAACAUAUACAUAUUAUUUAAUGUAAUUGUAUUUGUAAUUUUACUUUUAUUUUAUUCUUUCACUUUGUGUUAUUAUAUACUGUGAAGUGCUUUAAAUUAACCUUUGUAAGAAUAGUCGUUGAAGUUAAAACGGUGGGUGAGUGAAGGAGCUGGAGCCAAAUUACAAAUUCCAUUUUUUAUUUUUUUAUUUUUAGGAGAGAGGUGCUGAUUAGGUCAAUGAUGGUCAGAAUUCCUUUUUUACAGAUUUAUAUAAAAUCUGUGUUUAAAGAAGAGAAGUGAGCAUUUUGCCAAACAAUAUUGCGAAACACAAGUUGUUGUUCAUUCUUCCAUCCAUUCACCCUUGAUAACCUAUAGGUCGGAGCAGGGACCUGGUGGUCAGGAGCCUAUCCCGGAAGCACAGGGCGUGAUGCAGGGUACACCCUGGACGAGACACCAGUCCGUAACACGCGGUCGCUGAAACACGCAGCGUAUUGUGCCUUUAUUGCAGUACCGUAGUACAGCCCAUGUACAUGAGCCCGAAUGGCAUCCAGACUCUGAAUUGUAUGAACUGGUCUGCGUUUUGGAACUGGUGUAGCUCCGCCCCUCUGUUUGCCUCUUUCAUUCGCUGACGAUGUGUGUGAUGUACUGCUGUACCGGUCUGCUAAAAACAUGGUACCUGUUCCACAGCGGCCCUGUGAGGGUUACAGAGCACAUUUAAUGCCAUGGACCCCCCCACCCCCCUCAGAGGAAGCCAGGCCCUGAGCCCAUUUACUCCAUUUGAUAACGGUAUCUUUGCCAAUGAUUGUAGGAAAGGCCAAGUUAACGCGGUGUCCAAUUUUUAUUAAAGAGUAAUUUAUCAUGCUCUGCGAUAGUCCUGGGGAUACUGCGGUCAGCAGCCUUUGGGUCUCUCCUUAUCCAGUUCCUUAACCGUUUUACUGUCCGCUGCCGCUCCUUUUUUGUGCUAAUCUCAACGGCCUUGUCCUCCCAAGUCACCAGUGUCCCAUCCCCAGGUCCCUAAUGAACGGCGCCAUCCACCCCCACCCUGGUGGACCAUGCCGCUGUGCCUCAGUUCUCCUGCGGUCCAACUUAACCGACCAAACCCAGACAAACUCCACUCUGUAUGAGGUUGAUUGCAGUUUGCAUCGUUACAUCAAUACCGUUCUUAAGUGGCGCGAUACGCUGAACCUCACAGACACAGCGGUCCUUGACGACCAGGGUUCAUAACCGCCGUCAGACCGGAAUCACGCUUUGCUGAGUCAUACGGACCGUCUCGAGAUCUGCCAUACAGAUGACUGACACAUAGUUAAUUUUUUUUUUUUUGUUCUGUUUAUUCAUCCUCUGACCGGAGGAGAAUGGGGUUUGCGCUGAGGUUUUUGAACAUGGUCCUGGAAGCCCUUUUGUACACUGCUUUUUACUCCGCACGAGCUCUUCGUGAGGCCCCAGUCGGGUGUCGACAGGGUUCGAAGCACACCGUGCCGUUUCUCCGUGAUUCAUGAGAAGAGCUCCUACGGAGUGGGCUGUUUGUACUGAGGAUAAAAGAUGAACGUGACCACUUUGUUUACCUGUCCCCUUUUCAAAGAGUAAAACCCAGUUAAACAUUUACACACGAUUAACGACGUCAGUAAUAACAAAGUGUUUCUGGCUUCGGUAAAAUCUUCAUCUAAAAUGAUCGUAGAGCCUGGAAUUGAACACCUAUUAUUAAGCGUUAUUUAAUAAUUUAAAAUGGACCGAAUAAACCUAAGGGAACAUAUUUUACUUUAUUUGCUGCUGAGAUGAAUUUUCCACAUCUUUCUAAAAGAGUAAAUCCCAGCUAAACAGUUAUACACGAUUGACGUUAUUAAUGAAGUUUUUCCGGUUUUGGAAAAAUCUUGAUCUGAAGCGAUUGUUGAAGCUUAAGUUGAACACUAAUCAUUAACUAUUAUUUAACAAUUUAAAAUGGACCGAAUAAACCUAAGGGAACAUAUAUGUUAUUUGACGCUGAGAUGAAUUUUCUGCAUCUUUCUGAAAGUAUAAAUUCCGGUUAACUAUUUACACAUAUAAUGAUGUCAUUAAUAAGUGUUUUUAGCUUUGGAAAAAUCUCGAUUUAAAGGGAUCGUUGAACCUUAAAUUGAAUUUUAAUUAUUAAUUAUCAUUUAAGGACUUGAAAUGAACCAACUCGGCCUAAGGGAACAUAUUUUACUUUCCGAGAUGAAGUGUGUUUUUUCAUCCUUGUUGUGAAACAGGCCAGUCGAGGCAGAUUAAUUUGAGCUUCCUGGGUGUGAAAAAUGACGUUGAGAGGCGGCGAUGUCAGCGAUGGCGGUGAAACCUACGUUGACAACUGUGUGACAGAUGAGUGACAGGGCGCCACCUGGACGUGGCAUGUAAUUAAUCCUGUCUGUCGGAUGGCAUCAGCGCCAAGUGCAGGUAGUGUGGUACAGCAGGGCGGCCUUUUACACGCCUUUUAUUUUAGGACUUUAAUUAUCGUUAAUAAUAUAUGGCACGUGACGUUACGCUGUCCCGCUUGGGUCCGUUCGCAGGUUGACGACAACACGCCAAAAAGUUCCAGUUCCAGGAAUCCCGGGAUUUUUAGAUCAUACAAAUAAUUUAUUCAGGAUCAGAAAUAAUAAGAAAAAAACGGAAGUGUCGAUGUAUGUCGAAAAAUUGUUGCUAGGUAACCAUAGUGUCAGGGAGGUGUGUGGCAGGUCUACAAAAGGAGAUGAUUUGCGUGAAUGAGUGUGUGUCCCUGUCGCGGGAUUCCAGACAAGCAGUGAUCGACGACACGGGAGCUCAUAUGGAAAAUUUGCUUUUCGCUGUUUUAUUACUAAGUGAUCAGUAACACGGUGUUUUUUUUUUGGGAUUGCACUUUCGGUUCUCCUUCGUCCUCCUUCGUUUUCCUUCAGCUCACAAUAAAUUUAGCUGCGUUUUACAGAAUUGGGAGAAACUAGCAGUCAGUCAGUUGAUUUAAAAUUGACAUACAGUCAAUCAGUUUCUACUGAAUUUCAGUGAAAUUCCUCCCUUAUUAUUAGAAAAAUAUGUUUUCUAAGGUAGCACACAUUUAUGCUGAUAAAUUAAUUUUUUGUUUUAUUUUUAUUUUAAAUGUGUUUUUUUUUUUUAUGUCACCGUCUAUUGGAGUACUUGCCUCUCUUAUGAUUACGAAUGAUCCCCACGUGUAGUUGGAUUUUACAUGUCAGGUGUGGACCUUUCCAUUCCAUAAAGUUGAUGUGUUGUUGAUGAAAUAUUGCCAACAUUUAUGUAUUUCUUAUUUUUAAGACUUCAAAAAAUGUCCCAAAGUGGGACACCAGUGUUUUACUUCCUUUGAUCGACAGUUUUUUUUUGUUUAAGUUUAAAUACUUUGCUUUAUGUAGCUAUGCUCACUUAGGCUUCACAAGAAAACUGCUGAAAUAAUGAAUAGUAGGUAAAUUUAUCUGACCUUGAUCUCGAUUAGAAACCCAUAGAUCGUAUUUAUCUACUCUGUCUUCACCACUGUGCUCGCAGUAUUGGGGUAGAAACAUGAUACAGGGUGGAAUCUCUGUAUUAAGGACUUCAAACAGGUCAAAAUAACAAAGUUGUACUUUAAUGUGAAUAUUGGAGAAAAUUAACUGGAAAAAAGUCCUAAAAUGAGGUGGUUAUUAAAAUGCUCUGUAGUUUUCCACAACCAAUGUCUUCAAGUCACUUGACAAUAAUUUGAAAGGCAAAAUUACACUUUGUUCUGUAACUUGAUACCAGGAUUAUCAGUGUAAACCCCCCCCCCCCCC